Messenger RNA from Bactrocera latifrons, 3053 nucleotides. RefSeq names its product cAMP-dependent protein kinase type II regulatory subunit (gene Pka-R2). Gene Ontology annotation, molecular function: cAMP-dependent protein kinase regulator activity. Gene Ontology annotation, cellular component: cAMP-dependent protein kinase complex. Gene Ontology annotation, biological process: regulation of protein phosphorylation. NCBI's taxonomy places the organism in Eukaryota, Metazoa, Arthropoda, Insecta, Diptera, Tephritidae. Bases 551 to 1678 code for a protein of 375 amino acids. The record is from RefSeq and is a predicted model, not a curated record. The transcript is spliced from 10 exons.
UAAACCGUUAAUUUGAAAUAUUAAUGAAUGAAAAGUGUUCUAAAAAAUGGAAAAAGUGACAUAAAAUACCAAAUAAGAUAAUCGCUUCUGUAUUUGAUUCAAGCAAAAGUUCGUUAAGUGAAUAGCAACAAAAUUUGUAUCAUACACUUUGCCUAGCGAUUGCAAAAGUUACUACUAGACGGCCGGAGCCAAUCUUCGUUUUCGUGUACGAAUGCCACCGUAUAUGCAGAACCACUGAUACGUGCUAUUAGCCAUCACUUACAUGUACGUGUGUGGUAUAUAAAAAUUCGGGGAAAUAUCCACAAAUGGAAAGUGAAUAGUUUGAAACAAAGAUUAAAGUUUUAUAUAGACACCUGAGGGCUGUGUUUUGUUAAUAAGAGAAAGUGUAAAAGUAAACCAGGUAACUAACUACCACGUCUGCAAUCGUUCAGCUGGAAAUUGUGAAUAACCUGUGAGUCUGUGGUUUUGACGCCUUAAGAGGACAUUUUGGCAGAAGAUAAGCUAACGGAUCUAAUUUUAGGAACAUCAGAGAGAAAUCAGAGCGGAAAACAUGUCGACCGAUUCUAAGCAGCGAAUUCAGGUGCCCGAGGCGUUGAGAGAGGUGCUCUUGGAGUUUUCAAUAGCGUAUCUGCUGGAACAGCCCGGAGACGUGGUCGAUUAUGCAGUACAGUAUUUCAAUAAAUUGCAAUCGAAUCGCCAGGCAGCUGCAAAUUUCUAUCGCCCAGAUUCCCCAGAGAGUAGCAUCAUAUCACAGGAAGAAGAGCCAGUUCGCCGUUUUACCACACGCCGCAAAUCCGUAUUUGCCGAAGCCUAUGAUCCAGAAAACGACGCCGACGAUGACGAGGCCGAACGCAAGGUCUAUCCCAAAUCAGAUGAGCAGCGCGCACGUCUAACCGAUUCGGUGAAGAAUGUACUGUUGUUCCGUUCGUUGGACGAUGAGCAGAUGAAUCAAGUAUUGGACGCCAUGUUCGAGAAGCGAGUGCAGCCGGAGGAGUUCAUCAUUCGUCAGGGUGACGACGGCGACAAUUUCUAUGUUAUUGAGUCUGGAGUUUACAAAGUAAUUUGUAAUGGUGAUCACAUUUUCACUUACGACAAUACUGGAAUAUUCGGUGAAUUGGCAUUGCUCUACAACGUACCAAGAGCCGCCUCCAUACAGGCUGUCACAGAGGGCCUACUCUGGGCCAUGGACCGUCAAACGUUCCGCCGCAUUCUAUUGAAGUCCGCUUUCAAAAAGCGAAAAAUGUACGAGACGCUAUUGGACAGUGUACCAAUGUUGAAAGCGUUGAAGUCCUAUGAGCGCAUGAAUUUGGCCGAUGCAUUGGUUUCCAAGCACUUCUCCAGUAAUGAGAGGAUCAUCAAACAAGGUGACGUCGCUGAUGGUAUGUACUUCAUAGAGGAUGGCAAUGUAUCGGUGAAAAUGGACCAAGACGGGAAGGAGAUAGAGAUUUCGCGCCUAGGUAAAGGUCAAUAUUUCGGCGAGUUGGCUUUGGUUACACACCGACCACGCGCUGCUUCCGUCUAUGCCGAUGGAGAUGUUAAAGUUGCAUUCUUGGAGGUGCGAGCAUUCGAGCGCUUGCUGGGCCCGUGCAUGGAGAUCAUGAAGCGCAACAUUGACGACUACGAGACGCAGCUUAUCAAAAUCUUUGGUACCAAAAACAACAUUAGCGAUACACGAUAAAAAGUCUGAGUUCCAAGCAAACACACACACAGCUAAGCACACACACACUGACCGCCACAAGCGCUCACGUGCGAAGUUCACAUACACAACAAUAACUACAACUACAACUAUGUCACUCUAAAAGCGGUGGCAAUAUAAAUCUACUAAUAAUAUCAUUAAUAAUUUAAUUAAAACCCAACUGAAGCUGCAGCAGACGCCAUUAGUACGUGUAGUUAGGAAUACAGCAACAGCAACAGCAGCGGCAGCAUCAACAACACCAGUAACAACAUUAAGAGCAGCGCACUAAAAUACAAUAGUCAAUCAUUUUAAAAGUCAAAGGAGGGGGGAACCACUAAAGUAACUUCAGAAGCAGAAACAGAAUUUACAAAUACAUCAAGUGUAUCAGCAACAACAACUAAAAGAGCAUAGCAUAAUACUAGACUUAAACAAAUCCAUAUUUAUUCACAAAACAUAUGUAUUGAAUUGUAAGCACAAGAAAUAUGUUUGAAGCAAGAAAAUACUUAUGUAUCUGUAUACUAGUAUAGUAUGCCUAUGUAUGUAUGUAUGUAUGUAUAUACUGAACAUGGCGAACGCCAGAGAAGCCAAUACAUCCUUGCAAAGAGCUUCAGCUAGUCAGGAAAUGUAGAAACUCCCGUCCGGAAUCGAAGUAGACAGAAAACAUCAGUCUUCUUCCAAUCAGAGAAGGAUUUUCAUAUAGAUUUCUCGGAACUGACACGAGGCUUGCAUGUUUCCGAAAUCUGACAACAGCAUUUCGCGCCGGGAUGCACGCGCUCGCCGCCUACAUACAAACAUACAUGCAUAUGUAUAUACAAGUAUACAAGUGAGGCAGGCGCUUGAAAACUUUUCUUUUGCUUACAAACAUACAUAUACACACUGCUUUUCUGCCAUUCUCAAGCAAAAGCUUUGCGAAAUAAACACAACAAAUACAAGUAAAAACAGUUAAUUUAAAUGCUUAAACGCUGCUCUCGCAAUCAGAGCAAAAAGAAAAAGAAGAAAUAGAAGAAAGCCAACAUACGAAGUCUCAGCACAGUGAGCCGUCGAGGCGAAUAUAAACCUUAAAAAUAAAAAGUAAAUAGUUAAAAGCAACAAAAAGUAAAAACAAAACACAACAAAACCAAACAUAAACUUAUUUAUUAGUGUAAUUAAAAGUUUCAGCGAUGCAGGCCAUUACGAGAUUGAUAAUGAGAGAACUAGAGGCAAAAGAAAGCAAAAUAUGAAAGAUAGAAACAUUAUAGUGCGAACUGGACACUUCAAAGGUGGUAGUUCAUUUGAAAUGGACCGAGGUCCUCUACGGUUUGCGAAGAUAAACACACGCACACAUACAUACACAAACAUAUUUGUUAUAAAUAAAAUAAUUUGUAUUAUUUAUUUUUAA